AUGGGUCCUCCUGUGUUCUUGGUGUUACUACUAUUCGUUCAAGUUCGAUAUUCAUCCACACAACAAGAUAAUGGUGUUCUUGGAGACCCCAUUGUUGAUUGUGCUGACAGUUACUUCGAAGUUCGGUUCGAGACUAGGAACCCGUUUCAAGGCCUAGUCUUCGUACAAGAUCGUCUGGAAGAUCCUCGCUGUCGUAGCCCGCCAGUAAUUCCUGGGGCACGACACAAUGCCAGCCUCAGACUUUCAUUUAAGGAUUGUGGAGUGGAAAGGCGAAUAUCGACAUCACCAAGAGGAGUGUUUCUGUCAGCUUCUGUAAUUGUCGCUUUUCACUUGGAUUUUCUCACCAAAGUUGACAGAAUCUAUAGAGUGCAAUGUUUCUACAUGGAAAUGGAAAGACGCUUGGAAAAAGAGAUAGUUAUCAAUAUGCCACCUCCGACUAUGCACACUAAGCAAGUUCCGAUGCCAGUGUGCAGAUAUGAAGUUCUCGACGGCUCACCUAAGGGGCCACCGGUGUUUUAUGCUACAGUCGGGCAAAUGGUUUACCAUAAAUGGACUUGUGAAGCGGAGCAGGAGGACACAUUCUGCAUGGUCGUGCAUUCCUGCUUUGUUGAUGAUGGGAAUGGUGAACGAGUCCAGCUCAUCAAUGAGAAAGGCUGCGCCCUGGACAAAUACCUUCUUACGAAUUUGGAAUAUCCUGCAGACUUGAUGGCUGGGCGCGAGGCUCAUGUCUACAAGUAUGCUGACAAAGACAACAUGUUCUUUGACUGUCAAAUCACUCUUCGAAUCAAAGAGCCAGGAGUAGAAUACUGUGAGGUCCCGUCCUGUCCCGAUCCACCUCGCCGACGCCGUUCCCAUCAAAACCUGCUAUCCGAAGCCGCAAACAAGGGUCAGGAAGCUUCGGAAUCAAGAGACUUCAUUAUUCCAAAUGACGAUAUUGAGAAGAUCAGCUGGCUGCAGAUGAACUUCGAUGUUAGACAGGCACUCCUCUGCAUGAGCAACAUCGGGCUAUCAACUAUCUGCCUAUUCAAUGUUUCCAUCAUACUUAUCUCAGCCAUCAUUGUGUUUUUAGCCGUCCGUGCCCAUGCUCUCCAUGCCAAACUUCAUUACUGAGUAACUAAUUCUGUCAUUAGUUCAUUAACGCCAUAUGUAUCAGGUCUAUUCACGACAUAAUGGUAUUUGAGACUUUGUUUGAUAUUUCUUACAUAUGUGAAAAGUAUGCUAUGCGACUCAUAUUUGUGCAAUCGAACUGCAAUCUAUUUUGUAAAACAACUUGCAAUCUUAUAAUAACUGUAAAUUAUUGAUGUUAGCUUGUAUAAAAUUUGUCAAGA
Cylicocyclus nassatus is the source of this 1328-nucleotide messenger RNA. Lineage: Eukaryota; Metazoa; Nematoda; Chromadorea; Rhabditida; Strongylidae. The record is from the annotation of a GenBank genome assembly.